Penicillium canariense is the source of this 6681-nucleotide messenger RNA. RefSeq names its product type I polyketide synthase. NCBI's taxonomy places the organism in Eukaryota, Fungi, Ascomycota, Eurotiomycetes, Eurotiales, Aspergillaceae. Gene Ontology annotation, biological process: fatty acid biosynthetic process; secondary metabolite biosynthetic process. Gene Ontology annotation, molecular function: oxidoreductase activity; 3-oxoacyl-[acyl-carrier-protein] synthase activity; fatty acid synthase activity. The transcript is spliced from 5 exons. The record is from RefSeq and is a predicted model, not a curated record. Bases 1 to 6681 code for a protein of 2226 amino acids.
AUGAACGGUGCUGUCGCCCCCAAUGGGACGCAGUGCGACGGGGAAUCCCAGCCUCCGCAACCCAUUGCCAUCAUCGGAUACGCCUGUCGUCUCGCCGGUCAGGUUUCCUCGCCCAGCGACUUAUGGGAGCUAUGCACACGAGCCCGAAGCGGCUGGUCACCCAUUCCCAAAGACCGCUUCUCUCACGGCGCCUACCACCACCCCAAUCCCUCCAAGCCCGGCACUUUCAACCCAGCCGGUGGCUACUUUCUCGACGAAGACAUUUCCCGAUUCGACGCCCCCUUCUUCAAUGUCACCGUCCAGGAAGCCAUUUCCAUGGACCCACAGCAGCGCCUACUGCUUGAGUGCUCCUACGAAGCUUUGGAGAGUGCUGGUAUACCCAAAGAGUCGCUUGCCGGCCGCAAUGUCGGUGUCUUUGUCGGCGGCAACUUUUCGGAUUAUGAGCUCAAUAAUUUGCGCGAUAUCGAGACUCUCCCUUCGUUUCAGGCCACAGGCAAUGCACCCGCCCUCCAAUCCAAUCGGAUUUCAUAUUACUUUGACUUGGAGGGACCGAGUAUGACGAUCGACACAGCCUGCUCAUCUUCUCUGGUGGCCUUGCAUUAUGCUGUUCAGAGCAUUCGAAGUGGGGAAUCGAAGGAGGCGUUGGUCGGUGGGUGCAGAUUGAAUCUUCUUCCUGACUAUUUUGUUUCUAUGUCUAUGUCACAAUUGUUCAACGAUGACGGGAAAACAUACUCUUUUGACGAAAGAGCAAAAUCUGGAUUUGCGCGCGGCGAGGGUGCAGGCGUUGUCCUCCUCAAACCUCUUGACGCAGCCCUGCGCGACAAAGACCCCAUCCGGGCGGUAAUUGCGAAUUCUGGAGUCAACCAAGACGGGAGAACCAAGGGUAUCACAUUGCCGAACGAACACGCACAAGAAAAAUUGAUCCGCCGCGUAUAUCGCGAGGCCAACCUAAACCCAGAUGAGUGCGGGUUUGCGGAGAUGCACGGUACAGGAACGAAAGCCGGAGACCCCAUCGAGGCGCGGGCAGUGCAGGCGGCCCUGGGGGGAGGCCGAACAGCUCGGAAUCCGCUUUAUAUUGGAUCGGUGAAGUCGAACGUCGGCCACUUGGAGGGUGCCAGUGGCAUUGCUUCCAUUAUCAAGACGGCCAUGAUCCUCGACAAGGGGCUGUUGCUACCCAAUGCCGACUUCAAAAAGCCGAACCCGAAUAUCCCACUGGCGGAGUGGAAUAUGAAGGUCGUCACCUCCACACGGCCAUUCCCACGGGGCAUGAAAUAUGCCAGUGUGUCCAACUAUGGCUUCGGCGGAACCAACGCUCAUGUGGUCCUCCAAAGGCCGCCGAUGCCAGAACAGUCGGAGGACGAUGCAGGAGUCGAGGGGGAUCCUAAGAGCAGGCUGUUUUUGAUCUCAGCCAAUGACAAGGAAGCCCUGCGCGCGAGAAUCCAGGACUUUGGCAUCUACUUUGAGCAGCGGCCAGAGGUGUUCGAGAACUCUCUCUUUGGCAACUUUGCGCACACCCUUGGAACUAAGUUGUCCCAUCUUUCAUACCGGGUGGCACUGUCUGCUGUCUCUUUGGACGAUCUGGGCAUCAAGAUGGCCCAGCUAAAAGUCAACCCGAUUCGAGUGCUAGGCGCCCCGACGGUAGCUUUCGUCUUCACCGGCCAGGGUGCUCAAUGGGCCCAGAUGGGUAUUCCUUUGAUGGGCGAAUACCCAAUUUUUGCUGCGGCCAUUGAACGCGCAGACCGAUGUCUGCUCGAUCUGGGAGCGGACUUCUCUCUCCUCGAAGAGUUACAGAAGGAUGCAGCAGUCUCCGAGAUCAACGCCCCCCACCUGAGCCAGCCGGCCUGCACCGCCCUCCAAAUCGCUCUCACGGACCUCCUCCGUUCCUGGGGAAUUCGUCCUUCUUCAGUCGUUGGUCACAGCUCUGGCGAAAUUGGCGCCGCCUAUGCCGCCGGUAUCUAUGACCUGGAGGGAGCCAUGGCACUUGCCUACCGCCGCGGUCAAAUGACCUCAUUGCUGAAGAGCUCUUAUCCGCAGCUGAAGGGCACUAUGAUCGCCGUCGGAGCUAGCCCCGAAGCUAUCAAGCCAAUGCUGAAGACCCUAGGCUCUUACGCGACGGUAGCAUGUGUGAACAGCCCGUCCAGCGUGACUGUUUCUGGAGAUGCAGAUGCCAUUGAUGAACUCGAGGCUGUACUGCAGGAGAAGCAGCUCUUCAAUCGGAAACUGAAGAUUGGCGUCGCCUACCACUCGGACCAUAUGAAAAAGGUAGCAGAAGCGUACCUCGCUGCCAUUGACUCGAUCUUGCCCUCGUCAUCCACGACGGCAACCUUCUUCUCGUCCGUUACUGGUGAAAUCGCGGAGCCGUCCGAUCUAGGCCCAGCAUACUGGGUUGCCAACCUGACCUCUCCCGUGCUCUUUGCCGAUGCGCUCGCUAAAAUGUGCACCCUCGAGGAAAAUCGACCAAACCUCCUACUUGAGCUUGGCCCCCACUCCGCCCUGAAGGGUCCCAUCCUAGAUACUAUGAAGAGUCUAGGUUCAACCGCAUCAAAGAUCGGCUACGCUGCGACAGUACUCCGCAACGCCGACCCCGCGCAGUCCAUGCUGAAUGCCGCAGGCGCUGUGUACGUGCGCGGUGGAACGCUCAACAUCACAGCGAUCAACUUCCCUGUGAGCGGUGGCCGCAACCGUUCUUUCCUGCGAGACCUGCCCAAGUACCCGUGGCAGCACGGCACCCGGUAUUGGCACGAGGCGCGCAUUGCGGAGAACCAUAAGUUCCGCGAUGGAAAGCGGAAUGAUAUGCUGGGAACGCUGGCUAUUUAUUCGAACGAUCUGGAGCCGACCUGGCGCAACAUUGUUCGUCUAGAUGAUAUACCCUGGCUGCGGGAGCACAAGAUGCAGGGUAUGAACGUAUAUCCGAUGGCUGGAUAUUUGGCAAUGGCCAUUGAGGCUGCACGUCGACGCGCUGAGCAGCACGAGAUCUCUUUCUCACAAUUCGAGUUCCGCGAGGUGACCGUCGGCGCUGCCCUCGUUCUGACCGACGACGUGGACGCUGAGACUACCAUCUCCCUCAAGCCAUAUGCAGAAGGUACCCGCGGCAACUCGGAUAUCUGGGAUGAAUUCCGUAUCUCGUCGUGGACCUCUAAGCGGGGUUGGACAGUGCACUGCUCGGGUUUGGUCCGCACCCGCGCCAACAAUAAGCAGCAGACAUUGGUCGUCAACGUCGCCGAGGCCGAGGAGAAGCACUUCCAUUCUCAAAUCAACCGGGUCAAGGAACAAGCUACCUACAAGAUCGACACGCAGAACAUGUAUCAGGUUCUCACCGAUGUUGGUGCCGGUUAUGGGCCCCUCUUCCAAGGUCUCGAGAAUGUAUUCUCAAGUCCCGUUCACUCAUGUGCGGAUCUGUACGUUCGGGACACGAAGACCGUGAUGCCCAAGAACUUUGAGGCCCCAUUGACCAUUCACCCCACCUUCUUGGACGCCCUGCUUCACCUGGUCUGGCCAAUUCUUGGUCAGGGUCGAAUGGCUCUUGAGACGCUGUACAUGCCUACGAUGAUCAAGAACUUGGUCAUCAGCGACAAGAUCCCAUCUGUCCCUGGCGAAUUUGUCAAGGCGUGGUGCAACGGUGGACCCAGCCAGGCCAGCCCCGAGCCGACCAAGUUCGACCUUUGGGUGACGCCCCAGCAGUCGACUGAAGUCCUGAUCAACAUGGAGGGUCUGGUAAUGACUCCGCUCAAGGACACUGGUGCAAUCCGUCGCGAAAAUACCCGAAACCUGUGCUACAAGUUCGAGUGGAAGUCUCUAGCCGACGUUGAGAAGGGGCUGACCCCGGAGAUCCAGGAAUCCAGUGAUCAUGUUAAUGGCAUCAAUGGGCACGCUGAGGAGCCUACCAGCGCCUUGGCAAAUGGCCAUGCUACAAGUGAACUGCCCAAUGGCCAUACCGAUAGCCAUCUGACUCUGGAUAAGAUGCCGCAUAUCAAUGGCAAUGGCAUCAUGAACGGCCAUCACCUGACAGAUGUCCUUAUCACGCAGUUCGGUGAGUCUGACGGUAUCGCCGACAAGCUGAACGAUGCUAUCCGCAAGGAAAACAUUGACUGGAAGCCUUCUGUCUCUGAUUUCGGGGAGAUGGAUGCUACUGGUAAGCGCGUCGUUGUCCUUCACACUGGAGCUCACUCUCUUCGCGACCUCACCGCACAGUCCUUUGAGGACAUGAAACGGACUUUGCUCAAUGCCUCCCAUGUCCUUUGGGUUUAUCGUCUUGACAACCCCGAUGCCCAGAUGAUCGUCGGUCUUACCCGUAGUCUGCGCUCCGAAACUCUGGCCAAGGUCGCGACUCUUGGUCUUGAGACCGAAGAUCUCGAGAAGCCUGCUAUUCCGAUUACGGCUGCCAUGAAUGCUAUUUGGCCCGCUGACAGCGUGAAGCCCUGCAAUGAGUUCGAGUUUCGGGCUAAGGGUGCUGAGUUGUACGUCCCGCGUGCCUUCCCCGACGACGCGGCGGACACUUUCGUCAACAAUGAAACUCAUGAGAUGACAAUUUCGUCUCAACCAUUCCAUCAGCCUGGCCGUCGCUUCAAGCUGCAAAUCGGCAACCUUGGUGCCCUGGAUACGCUGUACUUUGCCGACGAUGUCGUCGAUCCCUUGGCUGACGAUGAGAUCGAGUUUGAGGUCAAGGCCACCGGUCUGAACUUCAAAGAUAUCGUCGUGACCAUGGGCCAGCUCGCACAGCCGUAUAUUGGUAUCGAGUGCAGUGGCAUCGUCUCGUCGGUCGGCAAGAACGUCAAGCACCUCACGGUCGGCCAGCGAGUCAUGGCCCUGCCGCUGGGUGGUUACUCAACCUACGCUCGCUGCAAAGCCACCAGCGCAGCCCUGAUCCCAGAGAACAUGUCCUUCGAGGUCGCCGCCACAGUACCUGUCGUGUUCUGUACAGCUUACUAUGCACUCUUUGACCUCGGCCAUCUGCAAGAAGGCGAGCGAAUUCUGAUCCACGCCGGUGCAGGUGGUGUUGGACAAGCAGCCAUUAUGCUAGCGCAGAUGAUCGGUGCAGAGAUCUUUGUGACUGUCGGCAGCGUGGAGAAGAGGCAGUUCCUCAUGGCAGAGUACGGCAUUGCCGAAGACCACAUCCUGUACAGCCGUGACUCAUCGUUCGGUCGCGGUAUCCGCCGCGCUACCAACAACGAGGGCGUGGAUGUUGUCGUCAACUCGCUCGCAGGUGAUCUCCUUCGCGAGACAUGGGAGUGCCUGGCGCCGUUCGGCCGAUUCAUUGAAAUCGGUAAGGCGGAUAUCACCAAGAACACCCGUCUCGAUAUGCUGCCAUUCGAAUACAAUAUCACCUUUGCAUCCGUCGAUUUGACCAAGGUUGCGGCGCGCCGACCGAAGCUGAUGAAGCGUCUCUUGGAUGAUGUUACGGCGCUGAUGACCAAGGGCUCUGUGCAUCCUGCCCUGCCGCUUACCACAUAUCGCAUCUCCGACCUGGAGAUUGCGUUCCGGACGCUUCAGACUGGUAAGGCUAUGGGUAAGAUUGUGGUUGUGCCUCACCAGGAUGAUCAUGUCAAGGCUGUUACGCCCAAGACUGGCUCUUCCCUCCUGAAGGCUGAUGCUUCUUAUAUCUUGAUCGGUGGGACUGGUGGUCUAGGUCAAAGUAUGGCCAGGUGGAUGUCGUCAAAGGGUGCCGGACACAUUGUUCUUGUUUCCCGUAGCGCAUCAGUCAAUGACCAGGUGCGAGCUCUGAUUGAUGAGCUGGCCGUCAAUGGCACACAUGUCACCGUCAAGCCCUGCGACGUGAGCAGCCGACAGUCCGUCGAGAAUCUCGUCAAGGGGGAUAUGAAGGAUCUUCCUCCAGUCCGUGGUGUUGUCCAUGGUGCCAUGGUUCUCCGAGACAUGCUGUUCGAGAACAUGACCUUAGACGACUUCCAAGCCGUCAUAACCAGCAAAGUUGACGGCGCCUGGAACUUGCAUGAAGUCCUCGCUGACUCCCCGCUCGACUUCUUCGUGGCCCUCUCCUCCGUGGCCGGUGUCAUCGGCAACCGCGGCCAAGCCGCCUACGCCGCAGCCAAUGUCUUCCUUGACGGCUUCAUGGAGUACCGACGGUCACAAGGCUUGCCCGGUACAUCGAUUGACCUGACAGCCGUCCGCGAUGUCGGCUACCUAGCAGAAGUCGACAGCAAGCGGCGACAGGAAGUGCUGAACAAUAUCGGCACAGAUGGUAUGGACGAAGCCGAGGUGCUCGCCCUGCUCGCCGCCGCAAUCACAGGCGAUCUGGUUGAGUCGUGCUCAGGCCAGUUCAUUGUUGGCCUCGAGCUCAGCACACUUGAUCACUUCUGGGCGCAAGACGCCAAGUUCAGCGUUCUGUAUGAGGCCGCGAAGGCAGCGCACGGUUCAGGUGCUGGCGGCAGUGGACCCUCUGCCCCGCUGAACGUACUCCUUGCCAAUGCAGCCUCCAAGGAGGAGGCACUUCGUAUCUGCUAUGAAGCCCUCGCCGCCAAACUAGCGCAAAUCCUGGUGAUUUCGCUGGAGGACAUGGAUCCGUCGAUUACCGUGGCCUCUUUGGGUUUGGAUUCGCUUGUGGCGAUUGAGAUCCGCAACUGGAUUGCGCGCGAGGCAAAUGCCAAUGUGCAGGUCUUGGAGUUGCUGUCGAGCGGGUCUCUGAUGGCACUUGCGGAGAUUAUUUUGAACAAGUCGCAGGUUUGA